Messenger RNA from Mesorhabditis spiculigera, 648 nucleotides. The record is from the annotation of a GenBank genome assembly. NCBI's taxonomy places the organism in Eukaryota, Metazoa, Nematoda, Chromadorea, Rhabditida, Rhabditidae.
AUGUCUGGAAAAUUAAAGCUCUAUCAGAUAUCGCGAUCACCAAUUAAGGCAUGCUGGUCGGCUUACAGCCUAUUGAGCAUCGUGCUGGCUAUUGAGCGAUGCUCGGAAUUUAUGGGACAAAAGAUGCGAAAUAACAUCUUCGCUGGGUGGCGCAUCUAUUUUUGGACCGGGAUUCCGAUACUUUACGGGUUUUCGUUGUACCUUUUCUUAAUCCCGAUGAUUUACAACGUGAGUAGCGCUGGCUAUUUCUUUGGCGCUGAUCCGCUGAAGGUUGAGACUCCGAUCAUCUUCCCGAUCAACAAUGUCCUCGUCUCUUCCAGUAUCUUGUGCCUAAACAUAUACAUGCUGCGCUCGAUGUUCACCGCCAGCUACAGGCAGAUGAACCGAUCGCAGAAAGUUGUCAUGCUUCAAUGCUUCUUGAUCAGUAUCUCGGUGGUGCUGACUGGCUGGCUGUACGUCGCUAUGCAGUUUUUCGACCUCCCGGAUUUUACGAUUAUCAUGGCGAAUAUAUUUUGGCAGACUUCGAACGGUAGCAUGGCCGUCUCCUAUCUGAUAAUCAAUAAAUCGAUGCGUCGCGAAGUGACAAAAAUACUCCUUUGCGCGUGCGGACCAUCCCUAGCGACCGUAGCGACGCGGAGUUCGGAUAAA